UUUACAACAAUACCUUACCGGUUUCACAAUGGCUAAUCAAAUUCCGACUUUUAAACUUAUCUUGUUGGGAGAUGGUGGUAUCGGAAAAACAGCAUUUGUCAAAAAACAUGUUAUUGGCGAAUUUAAGAGGAACUAUGUUCCAACUAUUGGAGCUGAGGUCCAUCCUUUGAAAUUUUACACAACUCGUGGUGAGAUUAUUUUCGAUGUGUGGGACACAGCAGGGCUGGAUAAAUUCGCCGGUAUAAGAGCUGCUUACAGCAAUCAAGCGCAUUGCGCCAUCAUUAUGUUCGAUGUAACUGCUAAGAUGACAUACAUACAUGUCUUGAACUGGUACAAAGACUUAGCCGAUGACUGUAAAAAUAUCCCUAUUGUGUUGUGUGGAAACAAAGUUGAUAGCAGAGAUCGAAAAGUAAAAGAUAUCGCAUUUCAUCGGAAUAACAACCUGAAGUACUAUGAUAUAAGCGCGAAGAACAACCACAACUUCGAGAAACCUUUCCUGUGGUUGGCAAGAAAAUUGGUCGGGGAUGGUAAUCUGGAAUUCAUAGUCAUGCCUGCCAUUAUGCCACCAGAUAUCAAGCUGGACGCAAACUUGGCUGCACAGUAUGAACGUAGGCUACAGGCUGCAGUAAACAAUGCAAUCCCAGACGAUUAUGAUUUAUAAAUUUCGAGACCUUAUCAAACAUUUCGUGAUUUGAUUUUCUUUUGGAAUGAAAGAAUUAAUUUCAUGGGCACAAAAUAUUUGAGUUAUAACAAACAUCGCAUAAUAAUACGAAGACUUCCAAAUGAAUUUGUUAGUCUUUCAAAAGUAAAGUAGAAUAAGGCUACACCCAUCAACAUAUUUCAGCAAGAAUUCAUGACAAAACUUGACAUUUUAUUGAAAUGACAGAUGUGUUUGUUUUCUGUCAAACGUAAGCGCCAUGUUGUUUACUUUCGCUACGUGAUGACCUGGGCCGGGCCGCUUAAGAUAACAAGGGUUUAUUUAAGUAUUGCGUUUGUCUUCUUUUACAUGUAGAAAAAAUUCUACAGAUUAGAAAUAAUCGUAACAAUGCAUUUACCCGAGUGUCACAGACAGUGAACAUUCGUCAUUUAAACAUUCCAUGUGGUGUUCUUAUGGGGGCAGCCAUCUCUAUAACUCAGAAUGAUAAAUUGUAAUUUUCUCAAAACGAUAUUCUCUGUGUUUUGUUGUUUUAUAUAUAUUUUUAAAAAAUACAAAAAGCCAAUAUGAUUUGCUUGCAUUUAUUAUUUCAUAAAAUGUAUUUAUUUUCUUUUGUUAUUGUAGAGGUUGUCAAUAUUUAAAAAAGAGAGAAAAAAUGCAUGAAAGAAAUGUUGACAUACAAAUUUCGUUUUGGUAAAUGGAUUUUGAAAAUUUAAUGCUUACAAGUGACAAACAUGAAGCUUCUCACACACAACUUUUUGACAUCAAACAUCAUUAAAGGAGUAAAGAAUGGCUAUCCUCUGGGUCUUCAUGUAUGUAUGUUAAACAGGUGGUUCAGGUUAAUUUCACUUUGUCUUAUAACACGUGAUAAUUUAGUUUUAAAAACGAUUUUAUGCAACAUGGCGAAUCCCAGGCCAGAUCCCCUUUGGCGUUACUAAUUCCGAGACGUCAUUCCAAAUAUCCAACCUUGACGAAUCUCGCAGAGAUUACCCCUUUACGAGCUUAUCAAAUGUGUGAUGAAGGUGCUACCUUUACAAAUAUUGUACAUUACGUAGUUAUAAAUAUGAAAUACAAUAUUAGAAUAAGUGUCAACUAUUGAAUUUAUUUCUAUGAUCAUGA
Messenger RNA from Ostrea edulis (European flat oyster), 1774 nucleotides. Its product is annotated as GTP-binding nuclear protein Ran-like. Bases 29 to 661 code for a protein of 210 amino acids. Gene Ontology annotation, cellular component: nucleus; cytoplasm. The transcript has a single exon. Gene Ontology annotation, biological process: ribosomal subunit export from nucleus; protein import into nucleus. Gene Ontology annotation, molecular function: GTPase activity; GTP binding. The record is from RefSeq and is a predicted model, not a curated record. Lineage: Eukaryota; Metazoa; Mollusca; Bivalvia; Ostreida; Ostreidae.